Molecule: messenger RNA, 1042 nt
Organism: Eimeria necatrix
Lineage: Eukaryota; Apicomplexa; Conoidasida; Eucoccidiorida; Eimeriidae
Exons: 1
Cellular component (GO): nucleus
Source: RefSeq, a predicted model, not a curated record
AUGCUUGCUUGCCGCUGGGGGGCCCCCCGGGGGCCCCCCUUAAGGCACAUUGGGGGGCCCCCCAGGGGGCCCCAAGUGCAUGCAGGGGCCCCUUGGCUUUGCUGCAGCUCAUCGAGAGCAUUCUGCUCCCACCAGCAGCAGCAACAGCGACAGCAGCAGCAGCAGCAGCAGCAACAGCAGCAGCAGCAGCAGCAGCCAGCGUUUGGGCGGCGGCGUUUGUCCAUUAGAGACAUUCGAAGCGUUCCUUUACCUCCCCCCCAAUUCAUUUCUUCCUUUUGCAAAAAGGGGGGCCCCCCGGGGGCCCCCCCGGGGGCCCCCCCGGGGGCCCCCCUGGGGCCCCCCCUGGGGGCCCCCCAAGAAGACCCCAGAGGGGCCCCCCCUAGACCCUUUGAGGGGGCCCUUCCUUCUACUUGGAGCGAAGUGCUGGCUGGGGGCCUCCCGGGGGCCCAGGGUACGGAAAAAGGCCCCAGGGCCCCCGGGGCCCCCGGGGGCCCCGGGGCCCCCGGGGGCCCCUGGGGCCUCGGGAGCUCUGGGGGCCCCGGGGGCCCCUGGGGCCCCGGGGGCCCCGGGGGCCCCUGGGGCCCCGGGGGCCCCUGUGGGGGGGAAAAGUUUGCAAAGAAAGUGGGGGCCCCCGGGGGCCCCCACUUGGAGUUGCAUUUGAGUUCUGUGGGGUUUGUGGAGGAGCGGGAGUGGGGUUUGGACGAGGUGUACAUACACCCGGCGCUUGCGGGGGCAGUCGAGGGUUUAGGGUUUAGGGUUUUGAAACCCUCGGCGGCGAGUGCCUUCUUUAUGGUUUCGAGGGGUCGGGAUUUGCUGCUGCUGCAGCAGCACAAAAGGGAGAAGACUCUUGCUGCGCUGCUGCCCAUUUUGAACAGGCUUUACCUCGCCCACGACCUGCUGCAGCACAUGCAGCAGCAGCAGCAGCAGCAGCAGCAGCAGCAGCAGCAGCAGGCGGCGAGGGGCCGGGGCGCCGGCGGGGAGGCGCCGGGAGCAGCAGCAGCAGCAGCAGCAGCAGCGGGAGCUGCGGCGGCGACCGCAGCAG